AUGAUGUAUCUCCAAGACUAUGAAAGAAUGCCCCGCGGGUUAGGUGCAUCGCUGGUGGACCAACUGGACUUGGAUGCUUCACCCAUUCGGGUGCGGAAGAAAAUGCCGGCCAAUAACGGGGGUGGGUUUGGUCUCCGCAGCACGCAGAGAACAAAAGAACCCCAGAGGAAAGAAGACGAUAUUAUUACCCUCGUUGCGCUCGGUCUGCUUGGGCUGCCCAGCGACCCCUGUGACUCUACCCAUGACGAAAUCGAAUCGGUGCAGCUGCAGGACCUGAAUUCAAAGAUCAUCUAUCGAGAACGAACGAAAACAGCACCAAGUGUUCCCUUCCGAUCCGGAGACGAGAUGGCCGACGCGCUGGAGCAAACAGUCGGGGAGGGAGCAGCAAGAAUCGAUGUCGAUGGAAAAGAAUACCAAAAAAGAAGCUCUGCUGUUCAGCACUUGCUGCAUACUGAUGGCGACGAGGCCGAAAGGGAGAGCCUCGUGGCCAAACAACCGAGAAAAGCGCAGCCCGACGAUUCCAACCUCCCCGCGCAGACCGAGAACAGACACACAGCGCAUGCCCUUGGGCCGGACGAUGAGACUCGUCGGCCCGGUGCUGGGGCCGCGCGGGAUCUUGACAGCGCCAGAGCAACUUCUGCGUGUGCCAACUCAAUUUGUGGCGAAUACAGGGCGCGGAGGCAGCUGGCAUCUCGCGACAGGAAUACCCCGUGCGAAACCGUCGUGCCCAACCUCCCACAAUCGAAGACAUUGGGCUCAGCGCGUGCUAUUUUGCUGAACAACUUGCGCAUUGCAGAUGAUGGACCGCGAGACCGCCUCAAAAGUCACGACACGCAGGGCAGCCAUGCGCUCGAUUCUUUCCACAGUAUAGACGCGGUGCGGUGCCAGGGCUUCUCGGCGGUGGUACAGCUUGCAAGAUAA
Penicillium riverlandense is the source of this 921-nucleotide messenger RNA. RefSeq lists its product as uncharacterized. Bases 1 to 921 code for a protein of 306 amino acids. Lineage: Eukaryota; Fungi; Ascomycota; Eurotiomycetes; Eurotiales; Aspergillaceae. The transcript has 4 exons. The record is from RefSeq and is a predicted model, not a curated record.